This is a messenger RNA of Pollicipes pollicipes, 879 nucleotides long. RefSeq names its product protein FAM149A. The record is from RefSeq and is a predicted model, not a curated record. Lineage: Eukaryota; Metazoa; Arthropoda; Thecostraca; Pollicipedomorpha; Pollicipedidae. Bases 157 to 879 code for a protein of 240 amino acids. The transcript has 9 exons.
CGACUCCAAGCUUGCGGCGAUUGGCGGCGUAGCCGUGGAAAUAACACAAACAUCUUUUGAAAUCACCUGUGGUGAAGUGGGACUAUUUCUCACCUACAUUAUGGAGUUGUGCUUAUGUAACUCAGUCCCAUUGAUUUUGUCGGAGCCCACCUGAAGAUGUCAUUCUCUCGACGAAAUGUGGAGAAACUGGGCUUCUCAAGGCCUCCUCCGGACGCGGAAAACGACGACUCUGGACUCGGCUUUCUUCGCGAUGACAUCGGGUCAGCCACCACGGACGGCGACCUGCCGGGGGAGGAGCCCGGCCGCACCCAGUCCGUCAUGUCGCUGCUCUCGUGGGGCGACGACGAGUUUGAGCGGGAGUCGACCCUGGAGGUGGAGCGCAUGCUGGAGAGCGUCGACCGCCUGCUGUUCGAGGGCGAACAGGAGAAGACCAUGGCGCCGGCGCUGGUCGACGAGUGUCGGCUCUGGAGCAAACGCUUCCCGCACUUUCGGGUGGUGGGCCGCCGGCUGCCGGUGCUGCCCUCCCGACCGCCAGACCGGGCCGUGGUGCGCGUGACGCUUCUCACCGAGGACGGACCCGUGGAUGAGGAGUCCGCCGCCUGCCUGCGCUCGCCGGGCCGGGAGGAGACGCUGUGUGAGCACGGCUCGAGCCCGGCGCCGACCGCCGGCUCGGCCCCGGCCGAGGAGCCGCCGGCGGCUGCCGCCGUCACGGACCCGACCGGCCUCGUCACGGAGAUGGUCACCAACAGUCUGGUGUCGCUGCUGUGGGCCGACUACGUGCGCACCAUGACGCCCGUGUUCCAGCUGGGUGCCGAGUCGGCCGAGGCGCUCAAGCUGACCUCUGUCUCGCGCGAGGCGUCCGCCCGCGCCCGCCCAUGA